This is a messenger RNA of Rubroshorea leprosula, 4507 nucleotides long. NCBI's taxonomy places the organism in Eukaryota, Viridiplantae, Streptophyta, Magnoliopsida, Malvales, Dipterocarpaceae. The record is from the annotation of a GenBank genome assembly.
GGUUCGUCUCGAACCAAGCUCCUGGGUUCGUCUCAGAACCCAAGCGCGGGGUUCGCCGCGAACCCAGCUCCUGGGUUCGUCUCCGAACGGAAGAUGAGGGAUUUUCGGUUUAGGUGAAGGAAGAUGAGGAAGAAUACGAUGGCAUUUGAACUGUAUGGUAUGCUAGCUGGGGAUGUCAGUUGCAUGACGGGAGAGAAUGUGAAGCCAGCCUAUGGAGGUGAAGAAGAAGCCUUCUUGAGGAAAGUUGUUACACCUAUAUAUGAAGUAAUUAGAAGGGAAGCUGAAAGGAGCAGACGGGGGAAAUCGAAGCACUCACAAUGGAGAAACUAUGAUGAUUUAAAUGAAUACUUCUGGUCUGUUGAUUGCUUUUGCCUGGGCUGGCCAAUGUGUACAGAUGCUGAUUUUUUUUGUAAGCCUACUGAGCAGAUUCACAAGAAAAAUGAGGAGGAAAAGCCAUCAACUAGAAGAGACAGAUGGGUGGGGAAGGUUAACUUUGUUGAGAUUCGCUCGUUCUGGCACAUUUUCAGAAGCUUUGAUCGAAUGUGGAGCUUUUUCAUUCUGUGCUUGCAGGCUAUGAUCAUUAUUGCGUGUGAUGGAUCGGGGGAUCCAAGCACAAUAUUUACUGCUGAUGUAUUUAAGAAAGGAUUGAGCAUCUUUAUCACAGCUGCUAUCUUGAAGCUUGGGCAGGCUGUCCUUGAUGUAAUUCUCAGUUGGAAAGCACAGAGGAGUAUGUCAUUCCAUGUUAAGUUGAGAUACAUAUUGAAAGUUGUUUCAGCAGCUGCGUGGGUGAUUGUUCUACCAGUUACCUAUGCUUAUAGUUGGGAGAAUUCUCCAGUUUUUGCUCAGACCGUCAAAAACUGGUUUGGUGGCAAUAGUUCAAGUUCACCUUCCUUGUUUAUCUUAGCUGUUGUUAUUUACCUGGUGCCAAAUAUACUAGCUGCGAUAAAGCCUUUAGUAGGUCCCACAAAAGCUAUUAUGAGUGUUCUGGUUACAAACUUCCAAUCGCAUGGAUUCGUUCCUCGAGCCAAGAACAAUAUUGGUGUCGUGAUUGCUCUUUGGGCUCCAAUCAUUCUUGUCUAUUUUAUGGACACACAGAUUUGGUAUUGCAUAUUCUCCACCUUACUUGGAGGCAUUUAUGGUGCAUUUAGACGCCUUGGAGAGAUGCAAACAUCAGGAAUGCUCAGAUCUCGAUUUCAAUCAUUGCCGGGUGCUUUUAAUUACCGUCUGAUUCCUGCAGAUGAUAGAGAUAAAAGCAAGAAAGGAAUCUGGGGAUUUUUUUCUCGUAGAUUCCUAGAGGUUCCAUGUAAGACACAGAAAGAGGCUGCUAGAUUUGCUCAACUGUGGAACAAAAUAAUCAGUAGUUUUAGGGAAGAAGAUCUUAUAAGCAAUAAGGAAAUGAACCUGUUGCUUGUUCCAUAUUGGGCUGAUCGUGAUUUGGACCUAAUACAGUGGCCUCCAUUUUUGCUUGCUAGCAAGAUCCCCAUAGCUUUAGACAUGGCCAAGGACAGUGAUAGUAGGGGGAAGGAGCUGAAAAAGCAAAUUGAGUCUGAUUAUUACAUGAAGUGUGCAGUUUGUGAAUGCUAUGCUUCAUUCAAGAACAUUAGCAUGGUCUUGGUUCAAGGGAAACGUGAGAAAGAAGUUAUCAAGCACAUUUUUCGUGAGGUUGACCAACAUUUGGUAGACGGCAAUCUUACUAGUGAAUUCAAUAUGAGCGCUCUUCCUACACUUUAUGACCACUUUGUCAAGUUAAUCAAGUUUUUGCUAAAGAAUAAUCCAGACGACCGGAAUGAAGUGGUAAUUCUUUUCCAGGACAUGCUGGAGGCUGUGACAAGAGACAUGAUGGAGGAUCAAGCAUCUAGUUUGGUGGAAUCUAUACAUGGUUUUGGACAUGAGGGGAUGACGCUCCACGAAGAACAAUAUCAGUUGUUUGCAUCUUCUGGGGCUAUCAGGUUUCCAAUAAAUCCAUUAACAGAAGCAUGGAAAGAAAAGAUCAAUCGGCUUUAUCUUUUACUUACCACAAAGGAAUCUGCAAUGGACGUACCAUCCAACUUAGAAGCUAGGAGGCGGAUUUCUUUCUUUUCCAAUUCAUUGUUUAUGGAUAUGCCUGAUGCACCUAAAGUCCGCAACAUGCUUUCUUUCUCAUAUCCAUCCCUUCGUGUGGCUUAUAUUGAUGAAGUUGAAGAACCUAAUAAAGACAAAUCCAAGAAGAUACAUGACAAGGUUUAUUACUCUGCUCUGGUAAAGGCUGUCCCCAAGUCCAGUGAUGCUUCAGACUCAACACAAAAUUUAGACCAGGUCAUUUAUCGGAUAAAGCUUCCAGGACCUGCCAUUUUGGGUGAAGGAAAAUCUGAAAACCAAAAUCAUGCCAUUAUUUUCACGCGUGGAGAAGGCUUGCAGACUAUAGAUAUGAACCAGGAUAAUUACAUGGAAGAGGCCUUAAAAAUGAGAAAUUUGUUGCAAGAAUUUCUUGAGCGUGAUGGUCUCAGAUAUCCUUCAAUUCUUGGGCUUAGAGAACAUAUAUUUACCGGAAGCGUUUCUUCUAUUGCUUGGCUCAUGUCAAAUCAGGAGACAAGUUUUGUUACGAUUGGCCAGAGAUUGUUAGCCAACCCUUUAAAGGUGCGGUUCCACUAUGGUCAUCCAGAUGUAUUUGAUAGGCUCUUUCAUCUCACAAGAGGGGGUGUUAGUAAAGCGUCCAAAGUCAUCAAUUUGAGUGAAGACAUUUUUGCUGGUUUCAAUUCCACGCUUCGAGAAGGGAAUGUUACUCAUCAUGAGUACAUACAAGUUGGGAAGGGAAGGGAUGUGGGUCUCAAUCAGAUUUCUAUGUUUGAGGCCAAAAUAGCUAAUGGAAAUGGGGAGCAGACAUUGAGUCGAGAUAUAUACUGGCUUGGACAUCGAUUUGACUUUUUCAGGAUGUUGUCAUGUUAUUUCACCACUGUUGGUUUUUACUUCAGUGGUCUGAUAACUGUUCUCACUGUGUAUGUGUUCCUUUAUGGUCGCCUCUAUCUUGUACUGAGCGGACUUGAAGAAAGCUUGAGUCAGCAGCCAGCAAUUAGAGACAAUAAGCCUCUUCAAGUGGCUCUUGCUUCUCAGUCUUUUGUUCAAAUUGGUUUCUUGAUGGCCUUGCCUAUGUUGAUGGAAAUUGGCUUGGAAAGGGGUCUCCGAAUUGCCCUUAGUGAAUUUAUAUUAAUGCAAUUGCAAUUGGCACCUGUGUUUUUCACAUUCUCCCUGGGAACAAAAACACACUAUUAUGGAAGGACAUUACUUCAUGGAGGUGCAAGAUAUAGGCCCACUGGUAGAGGGUUUGUGGUGUUCCAUGCCAAAUUUGCUGAUAACUACAGACUAUACUCACGUAGCCAUUUUGUCAAGGGAAUUGAGAUGAUGAUCUUACUUAUUGUAUACCAGAUGUUUGGUCAUACUAACAGAAGUGCAAUCGCUAAUGUUCUGAUCACUAUUUCUAUGUGGUUUAUGGUGGGCACAUGGCUGUUUGCUCCCUUCCUUUUCAAUACUUCGGGUUUUGAGUGGCAAAAGAUUGUUGAUGACUGGACUGACUGGAACAAGUGGAUAACUAACCGAGGGGGCAUAGGUGUACCACCAGAAAAAAGUUGGGAAUCAUGGUGGGAGGAAGAACAAGAGCAUCUUCGACAUUCUGGAAUGGGUGGUAUCAUAGCUGAGAUAUUGUUAGCAUUACGGUUUUUUAUCUACCAGUAUGGGCUUGUAUAUCACCUAAAUAUUACAAAGCACACCAACAGCUUUUUGGUUUAUGGUGGAUCAUGGGUGGUUAUUGUUCUGAUAUUGAUUAUAAUGAGGGUUGGAUCUGUUGGGCGGAGAUCGUUCAGUGCAAGUUAUCAACUUGUCUUCCGGCUAAUCAACGGAGUGAUAUUCCUGACUUUUAUUUCUCUUCCGGUUAUCUUGAUUGCACUCUGUCACAUGACAAUUGAAGACAUCAUUGUGUGCAUUCUUGCUUUGAUGCCUACAGGUUGGGGCGUGCUAUUGAUUGCUCAAGCAUUGAAGCCUCUUGUUCACAAAGACACUUGCCUGUGGAUACGAGGUUAUAUUGGGUUUUGGGGAUUGAUAAAGGCACUUGCACGAGGAUACGAGAUUAUAAUGGGUUCACUUCUGUUUACUCCUGUUGCGUUCUUGGCCUGGUUUCCGUUUGUGUCUGAGUUUCAGACUCGCAUGCUUUUCAACCAAGCUUUCAGCGAAGGUUCGCAGAUUUCGCGUGUUCUUGGUGGACAACGCCAAGAUCGCUCAUCACAAAAAAAGGAGUAAUCUCACUAACAGAAAGUGUUGUAUCUAUUUUGAUGUUAUUUAUCCCCCAAGUUCUGUUUUGCCUGUAGAAAUGUUGUUAAGAGUCCACUGUAAUUGUUGAGGAAGUGGGAGGCACUAGGUUUUGGUAAUUAAAUCACUCGUCUUUUGUGUGCUCCUGUUGUUUAUCUAGCAUUCGCAUGGACAAAAUAGUUGUAAGGUUACCAACAAUGUUUAAGGCUAUUAAAUUAUUAUAUUGUUA